AUAUACGUUAGCUCACCAGUCAGUGGGUUCGAGGCAUCCGAUACGAGAAACUACAGAGAGGAGAGGAGAGACAAUACACCCUUCCCAUCACAAAAUCUACCAAGUCCUAGGCAAGGCAAUGGAAGCAAAGGUCGGGAAAUUCUUCGAAUCCGUCGCCAGCUUGUUUACAGGCUCAGAUCAGCUGCCAUGGUGCGACGCCGACAUCGUAGCUGGCUGUGAACGUGAGGUUGCUGAGGCUGAAAAGGGUUCUUCUGAUAGGUUAAGAAGUGAAUGUAUCAUGCGUUUAUCAUGGGCUCUUGUUCACUCAAGGAAACCGGAAGAUGUACAGCGAGGGAUAGCUAUGCUUGAAGCUUCAUUGGCCACAACUACCAGCUCACCAAAACUGAGAGAGAACCUUUAUCUUCUGGCUGUUGGAUAUUAUCGAAGUGGUGACUAUUCUAGGAGCAGGGAGCUUGUUGAAGAGAGUUUAGAGAUAGAGCCAGGGUGGAGACAAGCCCAAUUCCUUAAGAAGGCAAUUGAAGACCGGAUUACAAAAGAUGGUGUCAUUGGCAUAGGCAUUGCUGUAACUGCCGUAGGACUCAUUGCUGGUGGUAUUGCCGCAGCUUUAGCACGGAAAAACUGACAUAGCCGCUAUUUGAUGACUCUACAACUUGAGUUUCUUGUCUAGCAAAAAAUGCUAGCAAAACUUCAUCCAAUUCAUGUUUGCUAUUAAGGUGUACAGCAAAGCUUGUUAAAAGUAUUUUUAUAAUAGCUUUUGUCUUGCGAAAUGAAUGCUAAAUGAAAUGAAGCAUUUGACUUAAUGGUUCAAAAAAAUAACUGUAUGGCGUACAAUAGGGAAGCAAAUUGUAAAGAGUAAUGCAAAUUGUAAAGAGUAAUGAUUUGUGGGUCGAAUUUUACAGGUUUAAAAAGUUUUGGGC
Messenger RNA from Rubroshorea leprosula, 917 nucleotides. The record is from the annotation of a GenBank genome assembly. NCBI's taxonomy places the organism in Eukaryota, Viridiplantae, Streptophyta, Magnoliopsida, Malvales, Dipterocarpaceae.